Mucor velutinosus is the source of this 3111-nucleotide messenger RNA. RefSeq lists its product as uncharacterized. Gene Ontology annotation, molecular function: GTP binding; protein binding. NCBI's taxonomy places the organism in Eukaryota, Fungi, Mucoromycota, Mucoromycetes, Mucorales, Mucoraceae. The transcript has 3 exons. The record is from RefSeq and is a predicted model, not a curated record. The coding region runs from base 1 to 3111 and encodes 1036 amino acids.
AUGGUAUUGAAUACUCAGUUGUCAGCUCUUUUGGUAGACUGGACAACUGCGCUUGUGAAUAAUGACAUUGCUCAGGUACAAAAGUAUCUCACCAUGGAACCCGAAUUACUAUGGACUCCUAUACCCCAGGCACUGGAUAACUUUGAUCAUUUGGAACAAAGGCUGGUCGAAUCAAACAAGCUGGGAUCUACAUUUCAGCCUGUAAGUGCCAUCCAUUUCACAUGUCUCUAUAUGAAUCAAGAAGACAGAUUCAGAUUAUUAGCUUAUUUAAUUGAGCAAUCCUCAUUACAUGAUCUUGAUACUCGUUUUUGGGGUGAGUGCAACAAUUCGACCCUACAUUUAGCUUGUUUCUUGGAAAACACUCAAGUUGCUCGGCUUUUGAUGGAUAAAGGAGUAUCUGCCACUCCUUCCAAUGAUCUCGGUUAUGUGCCAAGCGAUAUCACCUCGUCAGAUACCAUUUUACAAUACCUCAGACAACAAAAGCAGCAGCAAUUGUCUCGUAAUCGCUCCGUUCGACCCAAUUACAGCACCCCUGACAGAUUCAAAUUAUUAAGAGAACUGGCAGAGGAGACAACAAAUACAGCAGGAGAGGAUCAGAAAAAACUAGAAAUCAGUCUUGACCGCCAAAAGUCUGAUGGCAGGUACUUUCGCAAGGGCAGAGUCAAGGAGACACAGCAAAAAGUAUUGACAGAGGAGGAAGCUGAACUGGAGAAGCAGCGAUUAAAGAGGCAGAUGGAGGUUGCUCAACUUGUUAAGAAAUCAGCUGUCAAGAACAACCCCUUGUUUAUAAAGUUGGAAAAGAAAGCAUAUACAUUGCCCAGUCCACCCAGCAAGUCGGCAGCCUCAGCGGUAGACAGCACUACAACCGCUGGUGCUAUGGAGAAUAAACAAGAUCAUCCACCAGAGCACCUUGCGGAGACCAUUUCCGAGUCCAAGAGGAAUUCCAGAGUCAUCUCAUCACUCAAGGUCAAUUCCUAUGUUUCGUCUAGUAUAUUUGUCCAGGCAGAUGAAGAUACGACCGAACCAAAAUCUCCUCCUGCAAUUGUCACCAUGAUUGAUUCCUACCAAACGAGCGACGAGCAAGACGACAACAAAGCUUGUACCACUUCAACGUUGAGUGUUAAUGAAACACAAACGCAAAUAUUCAGCACGGAGCCUGAUGAAUUAUUGGAUGAUGGGCAAUCUUCUCUGCCUGUUGAACAGCCUAAAAUGGCAAGUGUUCUGAACCAAGAAACAUCAGUAACCACAGCAACACGCAGCACAGACACAGAGGAAGAGGGAGAAUCAACGGAUGAUGAUGGCGACGAUGAAUCAGACGGGGAAGACUACUUUGACUCUAAUACCAACAACAAUGGCAAUAUUGUCAAUUCUUCCUCCUCACUAUCAAAAAUCAACUACUCACCAGCAGCUGCAGACAAGAAGAUUGUAUACCCUGACAUUCGCACCUACUACGAACAUACUAAAACCGUCAAAAAUGCGCCUCAACAAAACCAGCCAUGUGAAAGAGACGAAGAGACAGAGGAUUCUGACCAAGAUGAUGAGGAUGAUGAUGACGAGGUGGAAGAGGAGGAGGAAGAGAUUGUGCCUGUUCAAUUUGCUACUCGGCUAGCAUCACCCAUCUACAAAUCAGUCAAGAUUCUCAAUGAAGACAGACGUAUUUCACCUACCUUGGACAAGGCCCAUGAGACACUCUCCUUUCUGCCGCCUGAAAAACAAGUGGAGGAUGUGAUGGAGCAAAUACAAACUUCCGCCGCCAGCAAUAAAGGAGCAACAUCUGUGGAACCAUCACUACCAGUGCGACCCCAACGCUCUGAUUUACGAAGAAGCAGCAGCACGACCAGUAACAUGGGUGGCAAUGCGAUUGCUGCUCUCAAGCAACUGGAGAAACAAGAUUCCAAAGAGAUGAAGAGAAUGAGUGGAAGUCAAAAAGCCGCUUGGACCAUGAGCAUGAGUUCCUGGGCUGCUAUUCUGGACCGCGAAUUCAAUUUGGAAGAGUUGGAUCAAGAAAAAAAGUUGAAGGAAAUGCAGCGAUUACACCAAGCAUCCAACAAAACACAAGAACAAGUGCCACCCACACCAGACUAUCUUGGAAGCGAUAAAGUGGAAUUAUCAGAUCAAGAUGUGGAUGCCAUGCUGCGUCAGGGUUCGAUGCCCAACAGCCGUACCAGCCUGGACAAGACGUUAGCAACAGACAGCACGCUCUCCCUAUCAUUGAACUUUACAGACUUUGAAACGCCUGUUAUACCUAAAGUGGCUGUUCAAAAAUCCAUUUCCACCAACACAUCAGCACCACAAAUUGGCGAAAUACCCAGGCUGAAUGCAUCAAGAUCAGUGCGUCGAAAGCCACUUGCGUCUUCCUUGUCUGAAUCCAAUAUCCAGCAACCACAACAGCAAAGAGUCAAGCAGUACAACAUCACACUCAACAAGAUGCCAUUCAAAAAGCCUGGCCACGGUAAGCUGUAUCUCCAUGUCAACGGUAUUCAAGACAUUCUACUGCCUUUGCCAAAAGACCGCGCCUAUGUCCGUUGCGUAGUCAGCGAUGGUCGCUUUGAAUACAUGUCUCGGUAUGAAAUCCUGUCGCAAAACAUCAACUUUGACUAUGAGUGUGUGAUUGAUACACACCCAGACAUGAUCAUCACCAUCUCACUGCACGUGCGCCCUGAUUAUGUCAUGAAGUCUCGUACACCCUUUUCUCGGUUAUUCUCCAAGAAGAAAAAGAAGGAGUGCUUAUCGGGCUAUGUGAAUAAGGAGGAUGGUGCCAUUGGGCAGGCUCGAUUUGCUCUAGCUCACAUGUUGCCUGUGUGCCAACACAACUCUUAUUUGGCCGGCUUUCAUUGCUUCAAUGCUUGGUACUCGAGAUCCUUCAAGGAGCGUCAUAGACAAAAGAAGAAAAAGCGUGAUCCUGAUCAAGAUGUCCUCAAGGUGGUGGGCAAUUUCGACGUGGAAAUGCUGUAUUUACCAGUGGACGAUUUCAACCAAAAGCAGCCUUUUCCUCGUAACUUGCGUGAAUGCGAUGAAAUCAUCAAGCAGUUACAUCAAUCAGUGGAAUCAACAACAAAAGCAUCAACAUCAUCAUCCCCAUCCCCAUCUGAGCGAUACCAUACUUUUUAA